Molecule: messenger RNA, 2534 nt
Organism: Amphibalanus amphitrite
Lineage: Eukaryota; Metazoa; Arthropoda; Thecostraca; Balanomorpha; Balanidae
Product: inositol-trisphosphate 3-kinase homolog
Exons: 9
Coding region: 480-1754 (424 amino acids)
Biological process (GO): inositol phosphate biosynthetic process
Cellular component (GO): nucleus; cytoplasm
Molecular function (GO): inositol tetrakisphosphate kinase activity; inositol-1,4,5-trisphosphate 3-kinase activity
Source: RefSeq, a predicted model, not a curated record
GACGUUUCUGAAAGUUGAAUGAGAUGCGGUGGUUUUGAAUUUUGAAGUUGGGAAAUUAUUUCGAUUAUUUCAUGUUAUUCCAUCACUUGGUGCUCAUCAUUCGUCAUUUUGAACUUCUGAAGUGCUCAGGAAGUGCUAAGAAUCGUAAUGAACGAUGAUAAAAUGGGUGAUUGUCCGCCAUGGGAUGGGAUUUGGGAGUUGGGACGUCUCCGGACUUUGACUUGUGCCGAUGUCGGGCGCGUCGGCCGGUCGCUGCGCUGGCCUCGGUUCGAUGGGCGGGCGGCGCCGUAUCGUCGGAGUGACGGCGGCCCAGUGGCUCCCGUGCAUUUACUGGGAAUGGUCGUGGGUGGAACGAGGACGUGGCAGGUGCAGUGUGUCGGCGCGUGCCGUGAGUCGAGGACCGCGUGGCUGGAUCUGACAGUGAAUGUGGUCUGAACUCGGCUCGCCGUACGAUCAUCCAAAACUCCUGCUGGCAAGUCAUGUCGGCUGCUGAGAAGGCUCCCACACCGGCGCCAGCCGCCAGUCACAAGAAGCCCGGCGGUAAAGGCCAGUUCCCGCCGGCGUCCUACUCGUCGGCCUUUCAGAAGCUGCAGCAGACGUUGAUACAGCUCUCGGAGGACUGCAAGAAUGUCGACUUCAGCCGCAUGUUCCAGCGGGAUGAGCGGCACCGCGAUAAGCGGCCCAGCGGCGCCGGUAUGGAGAAGCGGGGCAGCGCAGCGGGCGGCGGCGCGGCUCCGGCAGGGAAGCGGCCGAGCGCGGGCGGCGGCGGCGGGCCGGUCGCCGGCGGACCGCCGCCUCACCCUCUCACCUGCCUCGGAGGGAUCCAGAGGCUCGCCUGGCAGUCGCUGGAGCUGGCCGGACCCGUCACAGACAUCGUACGCAUGCAGCAGGCCAACUGGUUCCAGCUGUCAGGUCACCCGGGCACCCUGGCGCUGGCCGGACCGGGCACCCUCUGGAAGAAGGUCUGUGUGGCGGACAGCGCCGAGUGCCUGGCCUACCAGUCCAUGAUGAACGACCCGCACGCCCGGCAGCUGGUGCCAAAGUUCUACAGCCAAGUCUGCCACAACGGCGAAUACUUUAUCGAGAUGGAGGACCUGCUGUACCGUUUCGAAGACCCGUGCGUGAUGGACAUCAAGAUGGGCACCCGUACGUUCCUGGAGUCGGAGGUGAAGAACUCGACUCCGCGCGCCGACCUUUACAAAAAGAUGGUGGCGAUCGACCCGAAAGCGCCGCUACCUGAAGAGCACGAGGCGGGCGCUAUCUCCAAGGUGCGCUACAUGACCUACCGAGAAGGGCAGAGCAGCAGCAGCCAGCUCGGGUUCCGCAUCGAGGGACUCAAGAUGCGCGGCAGCGACCCGAUCCGGGACCUGAAGCGGAUCCGCGCGUGGGAGGAGGUGCUGUACACCAUCUCCGUGUACCUGGGCUCGGCAGAUGUGGCGCGUCAGAUGCUCGCCCACCUGACCAACAUCAGGGACAAGUUCGAGGCCAGCGCCUUCUUCCGGAGACAUGAGGUGAUCGGAAGCAGCAUCUUCCUCGUGUACGACCGGCGGCGAUCGGGUGCCUGGAUGAUCGACUUUGCCAAGACGAGCCGACUGCCGGACGGCCAGACCGUCGACCACCGCUCUCCGUGGCAGCUCGGCAACCGCGAGGAGGGCUAUCUCACCGGGCUCGAUAACCUCUGCAAGGUCGUGCAGCAGGUGGAGCGAAGACUGAGUGGUUCCAGCCACCAGCCGCGGCCCGGCUCCACCACCUGAGCGGCCCCGGCCGUCCCUCCCGCUCUGCACACACCUCGCGCCGCCAGCGCCGGCCACCAGGAACCUCGCCACCUCGCGCGCCGGGAGUUACCCGGCCUCUCGAGCUGACUGAGCGCUCAGUUUGAGUCUCGAGCCGAGAGCUCACCUUGUUGCGACCUGGACGGUCGAUCUUUGAGCCGUCUCGGGCCGGGAGCGUAUCCCGCGGUUUUGAAACUUGGAGAUCAGCCCGCUGGAGCCACCAGUUCGUCUGAGACGCGGCACUUUGGCCGCGCCGUACCGCCAGCAGCCCCGAGUUACCGAGCGGGCGCCGCUACCGCCUUUAACGGCAGACGCCAGCGCCACUGCGCGGCGAGCGCCUGUACCUUCUGUUGUCACUUGUUACUUGCGUCCGCCGGGGGUCGAUGAGAGCAUUGGGACCGGUCGGACCUCGGACUCCUGUGUUGGAAUCCGCCGGAGCCGGUGGAUUGGAUUGGAAUCGCCCGGAUCGCGAGAUCGCUAAGGAUCGCUAAGGAUCGUUAUAGAUCGCUGCGGAUCGCGGGCGAGGGAGAGCGAUCCUACUGGUGACGUUCUGACGUGGACGGCUUCCACCUCCGGGAAAAACAGACAGUUGGGACCAGAUGUAUAUGUUUUAUUUUUCUGUGACGAUCAUGACAGCGCUCCCAGAGGGCGUGUGAGCGAUACCUGUUAGUGUGAACACGUUGUACUCGUAUGUAUGUAUGUAUGUGUGUAUUGUGAGUGACUGUUCGGCGACUUUGUGUACAAUAAUAAACAAGCGAAGAA